CCGGAUUCUUCCCUUUCCUGCAGACACUCAUGUGUAGCACCGACAGUUCAUGCACUGGCAAAUCCUACCUAACAGAAGGACAGUCCAAAUCACGCUCGUACGCAGGUCAUCGUCACCGCAGGGAUGUUGAAUCUCACAGUUUGUGCGUGUCAUGCUGAUCGGAUGUGGACAUUAAUAGUGAUAUUUUUGACCCAGCACCUUAAUGCCAUAGAUGCCUUAGAUGUCUGAUAUAGAUAUAGCUCAGCUCACCUGUAUUUCAAUGCGUCACUGAUGAGAUGACAAUGGGUCUCAUGGCAAAAUACUGCACCUCCUGUGACAUUGCUGUCCCCUUUGCCUCAGUAUUCAGUAUUCAUAAAGCUAAGAAUACCCUUGUUUGGUCAGUUGAUUAGCAAAAGUGUUUGGUUGUUUAAUGGAGGAAUGUUUACUAAACCCAUUGUUCCACGUCAGUUCUUUUACUGUAGUGUGUAUAAUGUACAGGUUGAGUCAACAGUCAAAAUCUUUGUAGGCAGUUGAGUCAUUGUUAUAAAAGAAUGUUUAGUGAACUGAAAAUGUUUUUUUUUUGUGUGCUUUUAACACAAAAGACACUGUUAAGAAAAGUCAUGUGCCUCUUUAGAUUUUUAAGCCAAAUGGUUUUCAAGUCCAUUUUACCUAUAAUCAUAAAAAAUUAUAUAUAUCUAAUGUCUAAAGAAUUGUAGUAGAAAUCACACAUUUUUUGUUAAAAUUCAAUCAGCUCAGUCAAGAUUAUUUGCUUUACUGUAAAUUUAAUUCUGUCAUCAUCUACAUAUUUUCAUAUUGCUUGAAACUUGUAUUACUUUUUUUCUGUGAAACACAAAAAGAGUAAAAGUCAAUACAUUUAGGUUAACAUUUGGUCUUCUUGCCUCCUGAUCAAAAACUUUAAUAUUCUACUAACAUGUCAGUGAACUGAAUUAAAGUAUUAAUUAAGUUAAAGAAUGAAAAAGAAAAAAAAACUGCUCAACAAAGUAAAAAAAGAAUAGUCUUCAAUUUUGUUAGUUUAGCUAGUUCCGUUGAAGAAAUGUAGAAAAGGCUUUAAGACAUUACUUUGCUUUAACAUGAACCACAGAAGAUUUCAUGAGUGAAUUAAAAAAAAAUCCAUCUAGAUUGAGGUAGGGCAGAAACUCCCAUGGUGGCAUUCCUCUUGUUUUUUUUUUUACUUCUUUUAUUAAUUACAUUUCUUUGUGUACUCUCAACAAACCCACUAUCACAUGACUUAUUUGUGUAAUCCUUCACCUAGUGCUUAUCUUUAAGUAAUGCUCUAUCUUUCACUGUGACGUGCUCUUUUAAAAAUCUGUCUAUCCGGUUUCUUUUAUGUGUAGGCUUGGGCAAAAAUGUCCGCAUUUACAUAACCAUAUGUCUUUGUUGUGUACAUAUCCAUAUGUUAUAUAACCAUUUACGAUAGUAUAAUAUGACCAUUUGCUAAACUUUUAGUAACAAGACUAUAGGUUGUCCUUUUAAAAAAAUAAUUAUAGUUCUUGUUUAUAUCGAUUGUCCUCUAUUUAUUUCAGUCUAUCAGCACUGCUCCAUGGUUUACCUCCACUGGCCCAUCUACAGACGGGAGGACUGGUUCACUCAAUCCUGAAAAGGGAUACAUCAGAUCAUCCAGAGCUCCUAGAGAUAUGGGACAGAAUGCUCAGUAUGUGCAUUAUCUUCAGUUAAAAAAAAGUUAAAAAGUAAAAAAAAGAAAAAAAAAAAAGAAGAAAAAAAAGGUAAUUAAUAAGUUUCUAUGUGUUUUUUAACUAUGUUGUUUACAUUUUUUUUUAAAGAUUCCAGCCUUCAAAACAUUCCAAAUGUGACUUCAGUCAUGCAAGCUUUUAACAACACUGUGCUGGCUGAUCAGACAAUGGAGUCUGUUUGGGAGUCAGUGAACAUCCUGAAAAAAUCCUUAUGCAGCUUCUCCAUGACUGCCAUCAACACAUCAGCUGGUACCCAGGAUUUCUUCACACAAGGCUUGAUAAACUUCUGCAGCUCUAAUGACACAGUACUAGAAGCGUCCUUACUAACCCUGAACCAGGUACUGACAGAAAUGCUGCUCAGUAACCCGGCAGAAGUGUUUGAAUUGAUUGGAGGGACUGUGGUGGUUCUAGAUAGUCUUCAACAGGAGCCGUCAGUGUGGGACUUCAUGCUUGGCCUGCCUGAUCCUUUCCUGAAGCUCACAGCUGAAGAGAAACUAAAAUCUGGGGCAGGGGAAUUGGAGAAUCUUAAGAAUGCCUUGACAUUCCUCCAGAAGACUUUCCCACAGGCCAACAUCUCUACUGCGGUCACAGACCCAGUCAUCAAUAAAGGCAUUGGCUUUCUCAACUACAUGGGUGCUUGGCAAGGGAGAGAUGCGUAUUUCAAACUGAGUGAUGUUAUGAGCCCAAGCAGCAUUGAUGUAUUCAGCUCAGACGUAAAGGACCUUAUCAACCAAAUCCAGAUUCCUCUUGACAAGAUUUCAGUGCUGUUCAACGAGGAAGACUUUCGCACCUUUUUGUGUGACCAUAACAUCACAGCCUCCUAUUGUUGGAGUUGGGAAGUGGGCCAGAUAUUUCAAGAGAUAAAUACAUGGAAGGCUGUUGAACAGGUGCUUUUGUCCUGGAGUCAGACCUCUGCCUCAGCAGACCUAGUGUUCACUAAGGAGGUUUUCAGCAGCUUGCUGGGCCUAGUCUCUCCAUCGAGCAUGGAUGCUGUUCUCAAAAACAGCAGGUCGCGUCGCAGCAGUGACGCCCAACCACAGAAUCUGGGGGAACAAUUAAUCUUCGGAUUAAGCAAUACAGCAUUUGAUUUUCUACAAGGGAUGCCAGGCUGGGAAUACAUUCAGACUUUCAUGAUGGGUGGCCAUUCAUCCAUGCAGGUGGCAAGGGUUGCAAUGGAAUCACAGCUGUCAUUCAUUAACGUGGUUCUGAGGGAUGCCAAGUAUGUACAGGAGGUCCUCCUUUCUCUAAUGCAGAAUGAGACAUUUUCUAAUGCCUGGGCUGACCAUGGCAUGGACUCUAUUGUUCAAACAGUGGCUAAGGUUCUAGAAGGUCACACUAGCUGCAGAGAACUUUCUGCUCCCUGGGAUUGGAUGUCAACAUACAGCUCUAUAAACCCUCAGUUGUGGGGCACUCUAGUUUGCUCUGGGAAUGACACAAGUCUUGAGCAAAUGCUGUUAACACCAUUUUUGCCUGUAAUCGAGAAGGUCCAACAGUUGGUUGGUGUCGUGAAUGGAACUGUAAUGUACAAUGUCACACCCUCCAUUCUUAUGGCAGAGUGGCACAGUCUAUACACAACCUCCCUGCGGUAUGGCUCUGCCCUCCAGAACUUGCAAACUGAGCUUAAUGAGGAAUAUUUUGCAGCUUUGAUCCCAGGGAACAUUUCAGUUGGUUUGCCUCAGAUUCUGUUGACCAGAGGUAUUGAAACAUUUGAGACCAUGGGUUCCCUGCUAGAGCAGAACUCUCUGUGGCCCUCCAUGGAACCAUAUUUCCAUAUGGCUUAUUGGAUUUUGACCUACCAACCAAAUGCCACUGUAUCACCAAACUGCACUCUUACUUCAUUGGCUUUCACCUGUCAGACCAGCUUUACCUGGGAAACAGCUGUUCCACUGAUUCAUUCUUUGAUCUCUGAAGUGAUCUCUGAACCUGACAGCCUGCUAAAACCUAUACAGGGAACAGUGGCUCUCCUCCAAAACAGUUACAUGGCACUUUUGCAGCAAGUCCUUGUCAAUAGCAUACCUAGUCAACUGCUUGGCAGUGACAUUUCACUACAAGACUUGUUGCUGAACCUCAUUAAGACAGUUGAAAAAGAAAUUCAGCUCCUCUCCAACAUUGAGUCCACACAGCAGUUUGACACUCAACUCUCACUCAAUUUGUUAAAUGACAUCAUGGAGGCUCUUGGACUGGGGCAGUUAGAGAACCUGUUGUCAGGAGGAUCCCAGACAACCAUAGUGCACCCAGUGAUCAUGGACAUUCUUCAGGUCUUGAACAACAGGUCCAUCCAGAUGUUAAACAGUGAGGAGGGUUUUGCAAUUCUUCAGACAAUUUUGAGCCAACUUGGAGCCAUUUUGCCUCCAGAGCAGCAGUAUCAGUUAGAAGCAGGCCUAAAUAAGACUCAUGCCCUCAUUCGAGAUCUGGAGAUCUGUUCAGCUCUUGGCCAGGACUGUGUAGCUGAUGUCCAGAAUGUAUUUGAAUUUCUUGGUGCAAUGCUUGCAUUUGAAAAUAACAUCACCGUCCUAAUAACACCUCUUCAGGGUAACAUGACUCUCCCUGUUGUAGUUGAUGUGCUCACUCUGUUCCUGCCAUGGAACAUGUCCUGGCCAUCAGAAGACUCCAUGGAAAUUGUGAGGAAGGUUCAACAUCUUCUCGAGCAGGCUUAUGCAUCUCAUGUUUUCAACAUCAGUCAAGGACUACAAGCCUCCAAUCUCACAAUUUUUGAAUUAGCACACAUCAAUUCUACAAUUCUUUAUAGAUGGUCACCGUCAAUACUGCAGACUCUGAAUAUGGCCGUUAAAAUCCCACAAUGCUUGAACACUCAAACCACAGAAUCUCUCCAAUGGCAUUCUGCCAGUGGAGAAGCCAAAUGUGUCCUUCAGAUCAUUCAGAGUGCUUCUGCUUUACUUGAAGUAAUACCAGUGGCAGAGAACACUCAGAUGAGUCUUAAAGAUUGGCUUAACAUCACUGUGGUAGAGUAUCAGAAACUAAGCAACAUGUCUAGUUCCGGAUCUGACCCACUUGCAUUGACAGAAGAGGUGCUGAUAACAACACUGUCAGCAAUCAGACAGAACCUUCAGGGUCUCGGUGUAGAGAACAUAUCUAAUAUUACAAGUGAGCUAAACAUUCUGGAAGACCUCUUAAAAAAGGUAAUCAGAGAACCGUAUCCAUACCACACCAUUAACUCAACAUUGAUGGCACAGGGGCAUUAUGCACAGAAGGUGUAUGGAGAUAUCAUACUGUGGUAUCUAAACAAGCUUGGAAAUGCCACCAGUGGCAGUAUGUUUGCGGAGAUUCUCAAUCAACUGAUACACAUGGCAGAAAUGCAGGUGGCACUUAUCAAUUCAGAGGCAGAUAUGGCAACACUGGUGAUGAAUCAGAUCAAGAACUUCACCCAUGUGCAGCUUCCUCUGGAAGGCAAAGAUCUUGUACAAGUUGCCAAUUCAGUUAUGACUAUGCUGCAAGAUGAGCUGGAACUGAUUAAAAGAAACCUUGAGCUUCAACAGGCAUUCUUCCCAAUGAACGUUAGUAUUCCUGCUGAAAUUGAAGCUCAGAUCAUGACCUACCUUAGCUUGACAAAGGAGUGGAUCACUAACCCACAAGUGACAAUGGCACUUGAUGCAAUUUUCCAGUGGGAAAUUAGCUCUGUAGAUAUCACAACACCUGGGGUGGAUCUUGAGAAGCUCCUCCAAGCCAUUACUCCCCUAGUCCCUCCUAAAGAGAGAGAGUAUCUCGCUGUUGUUGACCAGGUCUCUCAGGCAGUAAAUUAUGCUCUGCAGGUGGCUAGCACUGAAGGUGGUCUCCAAAAUGAAAACUUCACCGAAGCCAUCAUCAGUGCUGUCAGAGUGGUUCUGGAGAGUAUGUAUAAUGAGACUGGAGCUCUGCCUCGGGAGGUGGUUGAAAAUAUUCUUAGUGCUUUUAACGGUUCCCUUCAGCUGAUCCUGAACACCAAUAUGAGCUAUGCUCAAGCUAACAACCUCACACAGGAGACUCUCCAGAUGGUAGAAGGAGUGAUUCAUGCACUUUUGCCGGCAGAGGCAGCUGAGGUGUUGGUUCCCGUCACAAACAGCAUUCUCACCUAUUUGCAGACUAUCUCCCAACCUAGUGGACCUGACAAAUGGAAUGAAGUCAUUAUCAAUGUGAUGAAAGAAUUUCAGAAUUUCUUGCCAUCAAACAACACAGCCCAGCCUAUUGUAUCCAUGUUGAUGAAGGUCUCAGAAUUCAUUCUGAGCUCAAAUGAAGGCAAUUUGACAAAGGACUGGAUCAUUAACCAACAACUGACAAUGGCACUUGCCAGAAUCUUCCAGGGAAAUGUUAGUUCUGCAGAUCUCACAACAACUGGGGUCGAUCUUGAUCAGCUUUUGCAAGCCAUGGCCCCAUUACUCUCCCCGGAGGAAAGAGCCUUCCUUUCUGUCGCCGAGCAGGUGUCUCAGACAAUAACCUACGCUCUGCAGGUGGCCAGCACUGGUGGUGGUCUCCAAAGUGAAAACUUUACAGAAGCCAUCAAUAGCGUUGUCAGAGUGGUUCUGGAGAGUAUUUCUAAUGAGACUGGUGCUCUACCUCAGGAUGUGGUUGACAGAAUUUCUGGUGCUCUUAAUGGUUUACUUCAUCUGAUCCUAAACCCCAAUAUGAGUUACACUCAACUUGGCAGCCUCACACAGGAGACUAUCCAGAUGGUAGAGGGGGCAAUUCAUGCCCUUUUACCAGCAGAGGCAGCGGAGGUGUUGGUUCCCAUUAAAAACAUCACUUUAACCUAUCUGAAUAACAUCUCCCAACCUGCUGGAUUUGAUCAAUGGAAUGAACUCAUUACAAAUGUGAUGACAGAACUCCAGAAUUCCCUGCCAUCUAACAACACAGCUCAGCCCAUCAUAUCAAUGAUAAUAAAAGUCACAGAAAUCCUUCUGAGCUCAAAUGAAGGCAACCUGACAAAGGACUGGAUCAUUAACCAACAACUGACAAUGGCAUUUGCCAGAAUCUCCCAGGGGAAUGUUAGUUCUGUAAAUCUCGCAACAACUGGGGUGGAUCUUGACCAGCUUUUGCAAGCCAUUGCCCCCCUACUCUCCCCUGAGAACAGAGCCUUCCUUUCUGUCGCCGAGCAGGUGUCUCAGACAAUUACCUACGCUCUGCAGGUGGCCAGCACUGAAGGUGGUCUCAAAAGUGAAAACUUUACAGAAGCCAUCAUCAGUGCUGUCAGAGUGUUUCUGGAGAGUAUGUCUAAUGAGACUGGAGCUCUACCUCAGGAUGUGGUUGACAAUAUCCUUGGUGCUUUUAAUGGUUCACUUCAGCUGAUCCUGAACCCCAAUAUGAGUUAUGCUCAACUUGGCAACCUCACACAGGAGACUAUCCAGAUGGUAGAAGGAGCGAUUCAUGCCCUUUUACCAGCAGAGGCAGCUGAGGUGUUGGGUCCCAUCAAAAACAGCAUUUUAACCUAUCUGAAUAACAUCUCCCAACCUGCUGGAUUUGAUCAGUGGAAUGAACUCAUCAUAAAUGUGAUGACAGAACUUCAGAAUUCCCUGCCAUCUAACAACACAGCUCAGCCCAUCAUAUCAAUGAUAAUCAAUGCCACAGAAAUCUUUCUGAGCUCAAAUGAAGGCAACUUGACAAAGGACUGGAUCAUUAACCAACAACUGACAAUGGCACUUGCCACAAUCUUCCAGGGGAAUGUUAGUUCUGUAGAUCUCGCAACAACUGAGGUGGAUCUUAACCAGCUUUUGCAAGCCAUUGCCCCCCUACUCUCCCCGGAGGAAAGAGCCUUCCUUUCUGUCGCCGAGCAGGUGUCUCAGACAAUAACCUACGCUCUGCAGGUGGCCAGCACUGAUGGUGGUCUCCAAAGUGAAAACUUCACAGAAGCCGUCAUCAGUGCUGUGAGAGUGGUUCUGGAGAGUAUGUCUAAUGAGACUGGAGCUCUACCUCAGGAUGUGGUUGACAAUAUCCUUGGUGCUUUUAACGGUUCCCUACAGCUGAUCCUGAACCCCAAUAUGAGUUAUGCUCAACUUGACAGCCUCACACAGGAGACUAUCCAAAUAGUAGCCGAAGCAAUUCAUGCCCUUUUACCAGCGGAGGCAACUGAGGUGUUGGUUCCCAUUAAAAACAUAAUUUUAACCUAUCUGAAUAACAUCUCCCAACCUGCUGGAUUUGAUCAAUGGAAUGAACUCAUUAUAAACAUGAUAACAGAACUCCAGAAUUCCCUGCCAUCUAACAACACAGCUCAGCCCAUCAUAUCAAUGAUAAUAAAAGUCACAGAAAUACUUCUGAGCCCAAAUGAAGGCAACCUGACAAAGGACUGGAUCAUUAACCAACAACUGACAAUGGCACUUGCUGCAAUCUUCCAGGGGAAUGUUAGUUCUGUAGAUCUUGGAACAGCCGGUGUAGAUCUUAACCAACUUUUGCUAGCCAUGUCCCCCUUACUCUCCCCGGAGGAAAAAGUCAUAAUUUCUGUCACUGAACAGGUGUCUCAGAGAGUAAACUAUGCUCUACAGGUGGCUAGCACUGAAGGUGGUCUCCAAAGUGAAAACUUCACAGAAGCCGUCAUCAGUGCUGUGAAAGUGUUUCUGGAGAGUAUGUCUAAUGAGACUGGAGCUCUACCUCAGGAUGUGGUUGACAAUAUUCUUGGUGCUCUUAAUGGUUCACUUCAGAUGAUCCUGAACCCCAAUAUUAACUACAAUCAAGCUAGCAACCUUACACAGGAAACUAUCCAGAUGCUAGAGGGAGCUAUUCAUGCCCUUUUGCCAGAAGAGGCAGCUAAAGUGUUGGUUCCCAUCACAAGUGGUAUUCUAACUUAUUUGAAGACCAUCUCAGAACCUGGUGGACCUGACAAAUGGAAUGAAGUAGUUAUAAAUGUCUUGAAAGAACUUCAGGUUUCCUGGCAAUCAAACAACACUGCUCAGCCCAUCAUAUCUAUGUUGCUAAACCUCAUGGAAUUUGUUGUGAGCUCAAAUGAAGGCAACUUGACAAAGGACUGGAUUAUUAACCAACAAUUAACAAUGGCACUUGCAGGAAUAUUCCAGGGGAAUGUCAGCACUGUAGAUCUUGUAACAACUGGGAAUGAUCUUAAUCAGCUUUUGGAAGCACUGGCCCCCUUGCUAUCUCCUGAGGACAGAGCCUUCCUCUCUGUCACUGAAAAAGUGUCUCAGACACUAACCUAUGCUCUACAGGUGGCCAGCACUGAUGGCGGUCUCCAAAGUGAAAACUUUACAGAAGCCAUCAUCAGUGCUGUCAGAGUGUUUCUGGAGAGUAUGUCUAAUGAGACAGGAGCUCUACCUCAGGAUGUGGUUGACAAUAUUCUCGGUGCAAUUCAUGGUUCACUUCAGCUGAUCCUGAACCCUAACAUGGACUACAGUAAAGCUAGCAACCUUACACAGGAGACUCUCCAGAUGGUAGAAGGAGUGAUUCAUGCCCUUUUUCCAGCAGAGGUGGCUGAGGUGUUGGUUCCUAUGAAAAACAGCAUUUUAACCUAUUUGCAGACCAGCUCUCAACCUUCUGGACCUGACAAAUGGAAUGAAGUCAUUGUAAAUGUGAUGAGAGAGCUUCAGAAUUCCCUCCCAUCUAACAGCACAGCUCAGCCCAUCAUAUCUGUGAUUCUUAAGGUCACAGAAUAUGUUCUAAACUCAAAUGCAGGAUAUACAAACAUGUGGGACAACUUAGGAAACUUCAGUCUUGGCAGCCUAAAUGAAAUAACGGAACAGCUUGCUGUCUUCCUUGGCUCUGUGUCACCGUUUGUGAAUGAGUCCGCCCAGACUUUUACAGAAUCUGUAGCCGUUCUGGUCCAGAUCCUCUCUGGGAGUGCUGACCAGAAGACCUUUGACAAGUUGGAGGAGAUGCUGUCUGCUCUGUUUUCAAACUUCAGAGAUACUCCUAUGUGGGAUUCAUUGCCGUCUAUUGUGUUCACAAUUCAAGAAGCCAUUGUCAACAGUACUCACAACAUGCAGGCACAAACAGAGCUCUUCUAUGCUCUCCAGCAGCCAUUGUCCAGCCUUUUGUCAGACAUUUUCCAUGUUAUGAACACCAGCAAUUUUACUGCUCAAUCUUUUGUUGGUGGAUUGCCGCAGGCCAUUGGGUUGACUGUAGAAGCUGCUCUACAGGCUGGUUUGGGGGGUCAGAGCCUGAACUGCAGCUACGUGCAGCAGAUAUGGCAGGAUGUCAAAGCUGUGACUGGAAUAAGUGAAGACCGUGUCACUUUGUGGUGUAACAUCAGCCUACUGCCAGUCAUAGCAUCCUUCAAUAAGCCAGGAGUUGCAACUCCAGCCUUCAACAUGACAGGAAUGGAGAUGAACCCUCUUUGGAUAAACGUCACUGCAGGAAUGAUGGCCGGAUCACUGGAGACCUUCUACGGGGUGAUCCUGAACAAUACCUUUGCUAGCAUUCACCUAACUGAAGUCCUGUUGUAUUACACAUCAAUGCUAUCCAACCUCUCAGUGUCAGAAUUAGCAAACCAGGCUGACUGGAAUGCCCAGCUCUUCCAGAUGCAGCUGCACCAAAGCCUCUCCACAGUACAAAUGGGUCUGGAGCAAAUUAAGACAGAAGCUCCCUGGAUGACGCCAUACAUCGAGGCAAUUGGAAAAACCAUUGAGGUCAUCCUACAGAAUGGCAAUCUCUUCCAGAACUCAACUGCAAGCCCUCUGAUCGUCAUGCAGGCUUUGGAGAUCACACUCACCGGAAUGAAUUUCACAGAGGAAAUCAUUAAUUAUAUUAUAAGUGGAGACAUAUUUAUGAACCCCAAUGGAAGCAUGGUUGACAAUAUAAUAAAAGAGGUGAUCCAGCAAAUCAUUGGAACGGGAUUGUUGGUAGAGUGGCCCACGCUUUAUGGAGUAAUGCAGCAGGUUCUGUAUUUGGAAGAUACAAGUAGCACCCUAUGGAAAUCUGUUGAGUUUUUCAACUGGCUGUACACUACUGAAGAUACUGGACUAAAUUUUGUCUUGGAGAUCCUGCGCAAGUUGUACGAGAUAAUAAGGGAUUCCCUAACCAACAUGCCAACUCCACUGUCGUUCUGGUCAGACACUUUUAUCGACCUUGCUGGGAAUGUUUUGUACCUGCUCAAGCAGAUCAGGCUAACCAGUGACCUCUUCGCCCCUGUGGAACAAUAUCUAAGUCCACUUAAAAUGCAAAUUACUCAUGGACAGAACCUACAAGGUCUUGUGUCCAACACAAGAAACACCAGAAAUGGUGCACGUGAAGUACAGAGGGAGCCGGUGGAUGACUUCCUUGACCUUCUUGACAUUAACUAUCAAGCCUUGCUUGAAGUUCUCUCCAUUCCACCAACCUCGACUGAAAUUUUCGAGACUAUCCAUGUUUUCUUUGCAAAUCCAGACUUGGGUGUCAUCCUGAAGGGUCUUUCGAAAGAAAUGGCUGGAAACACGAGUCAGGAGGAAACCAUUGACACAGCUCUGAACGUGCUAUCUUACUUGACUCUCCCUAGUAAUGGACAACAGUUCCUAGAGAUAUUCAUGGACAUCGCUAGUGAAGGAUGGAGUUUGCAGGACAUUGAUAAAGUGGAAAAGCUGGCACAAAGCCUAGGAAAAAUGAUUGAUGUGGCCAUGGUGCUAUCUGACCAGCCACCUCUGAACAUCGCACAAAGAAUCGAGCACAUGGCCCAACAACUUCAAGCUUCGGUGUCGAACAUCGUCUCACAGGAAGGAAAUGGCACUGACACUGCAAUCCAGUUCCUCACGACGCUCAACAGCAUCCUUAACGAGAACUUUGAGGAGAUCAAGGACAUCAGCCCUCAGGUUACUGGCAUUCUCCAAAACAUAAUUGGCUCAUUUUCCAGUCCAGGGUCGCAGAUGAGCAUAGCAUCCUAUUUUGCAGCCGUGGAUCAAACUGCUGAAGCCUUUGCUUCACUCCUCUCUGGAGAGGUAGCGGUGUAUUUCAACAUAUCUGGACAAAUGCUCCGAGCCUUUGCAUUGCUCGAGGCAUAUCCUGGAGACAUAGAAAAAGUCAUGAUGUCCACCAGCAUGAUUUCUAACUCCCUAAACCACGUCCUUGCCCUCUCAAAUAUCACAACUCUUCCAAAUGGACAAUCCAUUCAAGAGGUCACCCAUCCCCACAUUUUUAGCAGUGCCACGGCCACCCACAUCCUGUUCAACCUCUCCAUGUCAAACUACAGCCUGAACAGUGAUGCUGAGAGGGAAAUGCUUUUGAACCAGACGUUCAGUCAGAUGGUUGUCAUUCUCCCCAAGGAAACACACUCGUACCUCUUUGCUAUCAAAUCGGCUCUUUUCACUGCACUCUCAAAAGUAUCCAGCACUGCAGACAUCACAUCCCACUUCCCAGAAAUCUCUCAGUCAGUUACACAGUCUCUCCUUAACUCUCUAAACAUUACUUAUGAUUCAACAUCGACGCAUAUGACUCCAGAUGGCCUUAUUUACAUCUUGAUGACCGUGUCUAAUCAAGUGUCCAUGAGUCUCUACGAGGGCCUUAUGUUAUCCGGUUCCCCUAUCCAAAUCUUACAAGUUGUGAACUCUUUAAGUGAGGUUGCAUCUUCCAUAUACUCGAUAAUGCCUGUUGAGGGACAGCAGUACAUCAAUAUCACGCUCAAACUCAUGGAGACAAUGUAUUUUGUUCUUAAUGACACCAGUGCCUUUGGGGAUGUCAAUGAGGCUGUAUCUCAAGUUGUCAAUUCUGUCAACAACCUUCUGGCCAUGGUGCCCGACAUGAACACAGACUCUUUCAGCAGCAUUAUAGGUGACCUGGAGCACACCCUGAAGACAAUCUUAAUGAUCAUCCAAGCAGGCCAAAGCCCUCUCACCAAAACAGCUGAUAUUACCCAGCAGCUGCUGCAUACCAUCCAAAAUCUCAUCUCACUGGGCAAUAGUAGCAGUGUGGAGUCUGAACUCGCCAAAAUAGUGCUGGGGGCUUCUAGCAUGAAUAUUGGCCAUCUGCUGGGGAUGAAUGACACUAACUGGACCGACAAGCUGCCUGUGCUGCUGACAAACCUUGCUAAUAGCCUUCCAGAUGACCUGCAGUAUUCUUCUCUUAUUAAGUCCAUCAUGAGGAGUCUGGCCAACGAAUCCCAAGAAAAUCUGCAACUUCUACUGCAAGUGCUAAACACUGCCUUUGAAUUUGGCUCAGGAAACUGGACAAAUGAGAGUUCAGGCCUGAUACUGGACCACUUGUUAACUCAGGUGUGUGCUCUGGAAAACAUGACCUCUGUGCAGCUGAUCAGCCAGGUUCUGCCACUGGGCCCUAGACUGCUGUGUGACACCGUUGUUCCCACAAUCCAGGCCUUACAUGUGCUCUCAACCAGCCUGGUGAACCAAAGCAGCGACAUCUAUGAUCUGUUUUUCCAGACAUUUGUUGGAGACCCUAGCACUUACAACACUGAAGUGGACUGGACCUCAACUCUCUCUCAAAUUGUGGGCUUCAACAUCUCCACUCUGAAAACUCUUAAUAUCAGUACUACAUCUCCAGCUGAAGUGAAAGUUUCAGAGCUGCUUAAAAAUACAACUCAGUUUGUUCAGGAUGUCGAGCGGUAUACCAACUUUACCCCUGAUGUUCUUCAGGCUCUGCUAGAUUACCCUCUACCCAACAGCAACAUGCAGAUCUUGACAUGGUUGGCAAACCUACACCAGUGCUCAGACCCCUCGUCUUUGCAACUGGACCCUAUGGGCCAGGCGAUCUUCAGCGCCUUCUGUCAGCUGUCAGAUGAUUGGUACAGCAUCACGGUUCUCUUUCUUCGUCAUGUGGACACAAAGGCUGCUUUGUUCAGGCUGAUGUUGUCCAAAGAAAUUCAGGAUUUGGUGGCAAUCAUGCUAGAGAUGGUCAAGUUUUUGACGGACAUAAUGCAGAAACUGGUACCUGCCAUUAACAAACUGCAGGAAUACCUCACAAACAUAGGAGAACUAAACCUGGUGGCCAAUCAAGAGUUCCACAGUCUGGUGAGGGGAAAGCGGUCCACCAUGUCUAGCAAGGCCACCUUUAACACCAUCUCCCGUGCCUUGUGCAAAAACGGCAUUCUGACGCUUUUCGCCCUGACGAAUGUUCCUAUCGUAACGGAUACGGAUCCUUCUGUCCAGGUGGACCACAAGAGAGAAGAGCUCAUCGAGAAGUUCAAAAUCCCACACGAUGCUAGUCCCUUCUGUAUGAACCUCUAUUUGGAUAUGGUGAACACUACAGGCGGUGCGGUGGCCUGGGCCUUCCUCAAGCCCAUGCUGUUAGGCCAGGUCCUCUACUCACCAGACACACCGCUGACGAGAGAGAUCAUGACAAAGUCAAAUUCUUCACUGCACCAGUUUGGUGAUCUAAAGCUUUAUGCGUCUGAGUGGAUAGAGUCAUCGUCCUAUGUGAUGCAGUCUGCUAACAUUCUGACAAAAACCUUGCCAAUACUUCAGAAUUCUCUGCGCAAUCCCUUCGUCCAAAACUUCAUUCAGACUCAGACUGGUAUUGAUGUUGCACAAAUGAGCUCAACUCUCAACCAAUUCUCAAACAUGACAGUCCUUUUAGAGAAAAACAAGUUUAUCAUGCAGCAGAUCACCACCCUCUCUAUGCUGAUGAUGAACCUCUCCUCCUGUGUCAACUUCGACCGCUACCGAGCCUUCAACUCCACCGAUGAACUCGACAAACAGGCGGAGAAACUGGCUCAAAACCGUGAGCUCUAUGCCAGCAUCAUUUUCAAACUUCCCAAGGAGAACUCCAGCAGCCUGCCCCCGAACAUCGACUACACCAUCCGCAUGAACAUCGAGAAUGUCAUGCGCACCGACCGUUCGCGAAAUCCCUUCUGGGUGAAAGACGCCUUCAUGUCAGCAACAAAGACCCAGAGGUACAGCCGAGGCUUUGUGUUCCUGCAGGAGAGCAUCGAGAGAGCCAUCAUCGAAAUGCAGACGGGUAAAGCCAUGGAUGGGCCUGCGGUCCAGAUACAGGCGUUCCCUUAUCCCUGCUACUACAAGGAUGACUAUCUCAACAGCAUCGCUUUUGCCUUCCCAAUGGCACUCAUGAUUUCCUGGGUGCUGUUUGUCGCCAACUUUGUGAAGAAACUCGUCCACGAGAGAGAACUACGACUUCAUGAGUACAUGAAAAUGAUGGGGGUGAAUCCCAUCAGCCACUUCUUUGCCUGGUUAAUAGAGAGUGCUGCAUUCUUGCUUGUGACCGUCAUCAUCCUCACCAUCAUUUUGAAAGCUGGCGGCAUCCUUCCUCGCAGCGAUGGCUUUGUGCUCUUCCUCUACCUUUGUGACUACGGCUUCAGCGUCCUUGCAAUCAGCUUCCUGGUCAGCUCCUUUUUCGAUAAGACCAACAUCGCUGGGCUGAGCGGCAGCCUUAUCUAUGUCAUCUGCUUCUUCCCGUUCAUCGUGCUGAUCCACUUGGAGGACAAUCUUUCCUUCUCUGUGAAGAGCGCUCUGAGUCUCUUUUCUCCGACAUGCUUCAGUUAUGCCAGUCAGUAUAUCUCCCGCUAUGAAAAACAGGAGGAAGGCAUCCAGUGGAGCAACAUGUAUAUCUCUCCUCUGGCUGGUGACACUUCCUCCUUCGGUUGGCUCUGUUGGUUGCUGUUGAUUGACUCAGUAGUAUAUUUUAUCAUUGGGAUUUACAUCCGCAUGGUCUUCCCAGGAAAGUAUGGCAUUGGUGUUCCGUGGUACUUCCCUGUGACACGAUCCUUCUGGGCAGACAUGUUCAGCUGCUGUAGCAGAGCGCCAAAGAAAAUAGGCAGAGGGCUGCUGUUUACCAACAUGAUGCAGGAACAAAAGAGCACUGACAAGGGCAAAGGUAAAAGUAGCUUGGCGAGUAACGGAGAAGAAGACUUCUCAGGAUUGACUGUUGGAGUGUCACUGUAUGGCCUGACAAAGACCUACGGAGACCGGCAUGCUGUAGACAACCUGAACCUUUCUUUCUAUGAGGGGCAUGUCACCUCUCUGCUGGGUCACAAUGGAGCUGGAAAAACCACUACUAUGUCACUUCUGACGGGGUUGUUUUCACCUACCAGCGGCACUAUUGAGGUUUAUGGGAUGGAUAUGCAGACGUCCAUAGAUGAUGUGCGUAAGGAGAUGGGCGUGUGCAUGCAGUAUGAUGUCCUGUUCGACCAUCUUACCACUAAGGAACACCUGCUGCUAUACGCUCAGAUCAAAGCUCCCCACUUGACCAAACAGGAAGUGAACGAAGAAGUACACAAAAUCCUAAUGGAAACAGACAUGCACUCCCACCGUCACAAGCGUGUCGGCACCCUGUCAGGAGGUAUGAAGAGGAAGUUAUCCAUCUCCAUUGCCUUCAUUGGAGGCUCGCGGCUGGUGGUGCUAGAUGAGCCGACCACCGGGGUGGAUCCCUGUUCCCGACGCAGCAUCUGGGACAUUGUCCUUCAAUACAAGCAAGAACACACCAUCAUUCUUUCCACCCAUCACCUGGAUGAGGCUGAAGUUCUCAGUGACCGCAUCGCCUUCCUUGAGCGCGGAGGCCUCAAAUGCUGUGGUUCGCCCUUCUACCUUAAAGACAAGUUGGCUAAAGGCUACAACCUCACCCUCACAAAGAAGGUUCAGACUCCUGAUUCAAAUGAAAAGUUUGACAUUGAAAAAAUCAGGGAUUUCAUUCAGUCCUACCUGCCUGACGCUCGACGGAAGGAGGGAGAGGUGGGCGAUUUGGUCUAUGCCCUCCCACCAUACAACGCCCAGGACGCAGCUGCGUACCAGUCUCUUCUCACCGAUCUGGAUCAAAACCUGGACAAGCUUCAGCUGGGCUGCUAUGGCAUUUCCGACACCACCUUGGAAGAGGUGUUCCUGCAGUUGACUCGAGACGACAUGGAUCCUACAGAAGGUGAAACCUUGUCUGUAUCAGAGUCUGUAAUAAUGAAUGACAUGUGUGCUUCAAGAGACAGCAUUCCUGACGACAUCAACAGCAUGUACCUCGGAGAGAAAGCCAGUCUCACUGGGACCUCAACCGUGAGUGGGCUUGCUUUGACUGCACAACGGGUGAUGGCCAUGUUGCUGAAACGUGUGCAUCACUCCAGGAGGGACUGGAAGGGACUGUUCUCCCAGGUUUUGUUGCCCGUACUCUUUGUAAUUGCUGCCAUGGGCCUGGCCUCCAUCAAGAGUGAUCUUCAGCACUUUCCUAAGAUUGUGCUCUCUCCUGCUCUGUACCACGUUGAUGAACAGUAUGCCUUCUUCAGUAAUCAGAAUCCCACCACCAGCAGUCUUGUAGAUACCAUGAUGUCCUAUCCAGGCAUUGACCACGUCUGCAUGAGAGACCCCACAGAUUCGGUUUGCAAAGAGAGACCUCCUACAGGACCUCAGACAUGGAUCUCCAGAGGCAACAGCUCUGCUACAUUUACCACCUGCAAGUGUAGCAACCAAGUGCAGUCGUGUCCUGCACCAGGUUAUGAACCACCUCACACAAGAAAUCCAUCAUCCCAGAUUGUCUACAACCUGACGGGCAUCAACAUAGAGAGCUACCUGCUGGCCACUGCGAAUGACUUCAUCAGAAACAGAUAUGGAGGCUGGGACUUUGGAAAGCCUCUUCCCAUUGAUCUUAAGCUGGACAUGUUAGAUGUGCCAGAAAACAGAACCCUUAGUAAGGUUUGGUAUAAUCCAGAAGGUCACCACACCAUGCCUGCCUACCUCAACAGCCUUAACAACUUCAUCCUGAGAUCCAGUCUGCCACCUGAGAAACGACAACAAUAUACUAUCUCCAUAUCCAGCCACCCUUACCCUGGCCAAGUGCAAGAAGAGGAUGUCAUGGUGGGCGGUUUGGUCAGCAUCCUGGUUGCGCUUUGUGUCCUCACUGGCUACUCCAUCAUGACUGCCAGCUUUGUCAUCUAUGAGGUUCAGGAACAUCACACGGGCUCCAAGAGACUCCAACAGAUCUCUGGCAUCAGCGAACCUUUUUACUGGAUCAUCAACUUCUUCUAUGAUAUGGCUCUUUACAUGGUUCCCGUGGUCCUCUCAGUGGUGAUGAUAGCAGCGUUCCAGCUCCCAGCCUUCAUGGAGAGGCAGAACCUUGGCGCGGUCACGCUUCUGCUGGUGCUAUUUGGCUUCUCCACCUUCCCUUGGAUGUACCUUAUGUCUGCGAUAUUCAAGGAUACAGAGAUGGCAUUCAUUGGUUAUGUUUGCAUCAAUCUCUUCAUCAGUAUCAACACCAUCAUCUCCACAUCCAUUAUCUACUUCCUGGGUCAGCUUAACCAGAAUGACCAGAGCAUCCAGGAUGUGUACCGUACAAUGAGCAACAUAUUCCUAGUCUUCCCUCAGUUCAGCUUUGGCAAUGGGUUGAUGGAGUUGACAAGGGUUGACAUGCAGGUGCAAAUCUUGAGCGCUUUCGGGGUGGACGCCUACAAGAACCCCUUCAGCAUGGAUGUUCUGGGAUGGAUGUACAUCUCCAUGUUCCUGCAGGGUUUCAUCUGCUUCACGCUCCGCCUGCUACUUAACAAGACACUCCUUCGCAAAGUCAGACAUUUAUUCUGCUGGAAGAGGAACAUUAUUCAGAGCUAUAGCCCCAAUGAAGAUGAAGAUGUGGUGGCUGAACGCUUGCGUGUGGACCGUGGGGAUGCGAGUGUAGAUAUUCUGCAGGUUAAUCAGCUGACUAAGGUGUACCAGAACCUGAGCAAGAGGGUACAGGCGGUGAAGAGUCUGUCUGUUGGCAUCCCAGCUGGCGAGUGCUUUGGAUUGCUGGGAGUCAAUGGUGCAGGGAAGACCACUACCUUCAAGAUGCUGACAGGAGACAUUAGCCCUACCGAUGGCUCAGCUAAGAUCCGUGACAUUGACGGGAGGAUGGUUGACAUCAUAGACUGCAGGAGAGAGGGCAUAAACAUUGGUUACUGCCCCCAGGUGGACGCACUGGAUGACCUCCUGACUGGAGAAGAACAUCUCUAUUUUUACUCCCGCAUCAGGGGCAUCUCCAAGAGGGAGACUGACCAGGUUGUGAACUAUCUGUUGAAAAAGUUGGAGCUGAAUUACCACAGACACAACACAAGCGAGAACUACAGUUGUGGAACACGCCGGAAGCUAUCUACAGCCUUGGCCCUGAUUGGAAACCCACAGAUCCUUCUCCUGGAUGAACCCAGCUCUGGAAUGGACCCACGUUCCAAACGACACCUUUGGAAGAUCAUCUCUGAGCAAGUGAUGGGCAAAUGUGCUGUGGUUCUGACAUCACACAGUAUGGAGGAGUGCGAGGCCCUUUGCACCCGUCUGGCUAUAAUGGUAAAAGGACAGUUCAGAUGUCUCGGCUCCCUACAGCACAUCAAGAACAGGUUUGGCAAAGGAUUCACGGUGAGGAUGUACUUAGCUGGAGCCUCCUACGACGUAGAUAUGAUCAGUAACUUUAUGCAGCAGAAUUUCCCCAGCACAAGCCUGAAGGAUCAUCACUCGAAUAUGGUGGAGUACCACGUUCCUGUUGCUCCUGGUGGUGUGGCUUCAAUCUUUGGCCUGUUAGAGUCCAACAAGGCUGUACUGCAAAUCAAACACUUUUCAGUCAGCCAGACCACUCUGGAUGAGGUUUUCAUUAACUUUGCCAUGGGGAAAACGGACACAGAUGCACCAGAAGCCACUGAAGGAUCUGACAUUGACAGUCUAGACUCAUACAAUACGUUGGACUGAUGAAAUACUUGCACAUUAUGACAUUCAAUGAACCUCAAAAAAGAAAUUAAUUUAAUACAUAUGAAAUCUUUUAUAGACUUUAUCAUAUUUUGGUGUUGUGAUUUUUGAAUAAAGGCAAAACAAUCUGUAUUGUAUUGAAUAAUAAGUCGCCAAAUAACUUAUAGAUAAUUAUUGAAGAUUAGUAUGAAGAAUUAUGUGUAUUCACCUUCCUUCUGCUCUUCCAAAUAUGGGUUCAAAUAUGGAUUGACAUUAAAGGACCUUUUUAUGGAUUUUUUUUUGUUAUUUGUAUCACCUCAAAGUUAAAUAUGCAGAAAGUCUACAUUAGUUUACAUAGUUUGAUGCAAAUUGAUUAGUCUUUCAUUUGCCCUCAAACAAAUUUACUGUACCUUAUCAAAGGAAAUGAGUAAUUUAUUUACUAAGUUUAUUGAAAUUUUACUAGCUCUACCAGAUAUAUAUUAUAUAUAUUUUAAUCAAAACAAGUAAUUUACAUGAACAACCAACAAUGUGUUACUCAAUACAGAAUUAAAUAUGUAUGCAGAGGGAAGAGUCCAUCCUGUUAAACUGCUGGCUGCAUCGAUGCAGCUCUUGUCUAGGGUUGAUAUAAAUCACAAAGACCUUUUUGGCUCCCAGAUAUAAAUGAUUCUUCAAUGUCUGCACAUCUUCACUCUCAUUAAUAUUUUCUCUGAAGGCACAUCUCUUGUGCAAGAAUGUACUGAAUAUUUCAUCGGCCCUUUCCUCUGUCUGCUUCAAGGCACAGUUCCUCUUUUAAAAAUGUACCAAGCUUAUUUUUACAUUAAAGCUAUUUUUCACAUGCA
Messenger RNA from Ctenopharyngodon idella (grass carp), 19998 nucleotides. RefSeq names its product ATP-binding cassette, sub-family A (ABC1), member 12 (gene abca12). The transcript has 72 exons. Gene Ontology annotation, cellular component: membrane; intracellular membrane-bounded organelle. Gene Ontology annotation, molecular function: ABC-type transporter activity; ATP binding; lipid carrier activity. Lineage: Eukaryota; Metazoa; Chordata; Actinopteri; Cypriniformes; Xenocyprididae. The record is from RefSeq and is a predicted model, not a curated record. Gene Ontology annotation, biological process: lipid transport; transmembrane transport. Bases 1742 to 19183 code for a protein of 5813 amino acids.